Molecule: messenger RNA, 1808 nt
Organism: Ilex paraguariensis (yerba mate)
Lineage: Eukaryota; Viridiplantae; Streptophyta; Magnoliopsida; Aquifoliales; Aquifoliaceae
Source: the annotation of a GenBank genome assembly
AGAGAGAGAGAGAGAGAGAGAGAGAGAGAAGGAAAUGAAGAAAUACAGCAGAAGAUCAAAGCGAAUGCGAGAAGUAGCGGCAACCGAUUCCAAAACUAUGUCUUCUAUCACUGCAGAAGUUGGCGGAGAAGGCACUGUGAAACAGCAGGCGUAUGAACAGCUUGUUGCAGCAUGCCCAGAUGCACUUCAGAAUAGUAAAAGCAUUCAGGUUGAUGAAGAGAUAAGUAUCUUUGAACUAGGUUCCCCAUAUUUGCUUGUUAAAGUUCCUCAUCGCCACCGAUCAGAGAGAAGAAUUAUCAGCAAACGGAUAACUACCGUUCAAAAUGCUGGUAUUUUCCAUACUAAGUUGUGUAUUAGACUUUCAAUCAUUGGCUCGAAUUGUUUUCUAUUAUUCUUCUCUUAUGUGGAAUUGGGACUUUUCCUUAUUACUGCAUGAAGCUUGGUAGUUAUCAAGGUUAUCUUGUUUUUUAUUUUGAGGGUCGAAAAAUGUUUAGUUAGUUUAGGUGCCCCUCAACUGACUCUCAGGUUUGUCAUCUCAAAGGUGCUUCUCUUUUUGGGUGGGUGUUUGUCUGCUUUGUAUUGGUGAUCCAGGAUGAAUCAUGAAGCCCCCUCUAAAUAACCAAUCAGCUUGGUCUGAUUGAAACAUCAUAAUCUAUGGUGGGUAACCAAUAAAUGACUACAUGUUUGAUGAGUAAAUUGUGUUAUGACAGCGUUUUGUGGAGAACAAAUGAGGGAAUGGCAUCCAACUCAGCAACGUACUACAGAACGUACCCGUGUCUUUGGAAAAAGAAAAAGUAAACAAAUGGCUGAGGAGACAAGUGAUUCGGAAGUAACUAUGCCAUGUUCUUUUCGGUGUCGUGGACAAUCUAAUAGAAAUGUGAACUGCAGUAAUAUGAUUAUGUCGCAACAAGGGAAGUUAGACAGUGCUAUGUUUGAACUACACUUGGAGAAUCUAUGGAGAAACUUUUCAGAAGAGAAGAGGUGCUCAUUUACGUAUCUUGAUAGCCUCUGGUUCACCUUGUACAUGAAAGAAUCUUUCAAAGCAAAGGUGUUGAAUUGGAUUAAGAAGAGGGACAUUUUCUCAAAGAAAUAUGUUUUCAUUCCCAUUGUUCACUGGUGUCACUGGAAUCUCUUGAUUCUUUGCCACUUCGGUGAAAGUCUACAGUCAAAAACCAGAACUCCCUGCAUGUUGUUGCUGGAUUCACUGCGAAUGGCAAACCCUAAGCGGCUUGAACCUGGGAUAAGAAGGUUUGUGUCGGACGUAUACAAAGCAGAAGAUAGGCCAGAGACCAAAAAGAUGAUCUGCAAAAUUCCUCUUUUGGUUCCUAAGGUUCCGCAGCAGCAAAAUGGCGAGGAAUGUGGGAAAUUUGUUCUGUACUACAUAAACCUAUUUUUAGAGAGUGCACCAGAAAAUUUUAGCAUCUCUGAAGGGUAUCCUUACUUUAUGAAAAAAGAUUGGUUUACCCAUGAAGGACUGGAAUGCUUCUGCAGUAGACUUGAUUCAUUUUGUUAGUGAAGUCCGAGCUUCAUGAGUUUUUUUGUAUACUUUGCACAUAUUGAUUGGCACAUCGAAGGACAGUCUGGUGAUAUGGGUCCUUGGGUUUUGUUUAGGAUGUAAAGGGGAAGCUACGAUGAUUGGCUUUUAUGUUAAGAUAUAGGUAUGUUUGGAGCCAGGUUAUGAAGUAAAAUAAGUCUGGUCACGGACCUUGGUUUUUUUACCGGUUUAUCUAGCAACUUUUUUGGACAAAAAAAGGCUUAUUUAGGCUUACCAGCGGGUCUUUAGUCUAAUAGCAUUCGUUGUUUUGUAA